Messenger RNA from Monoraphidium neglectum, 1416 nucleotides. Its product is annotated as Transmembrane protein 19. The record is from RefSeq and is a predicted model, not a curated record. Lineage: Eukaryota; Viridiplantae; Chlorophyta; Chlorophyceae; Sphaeropleales; Selenastraceae. Gene Ontology annotation, cellular component: membrane. The transcript is spliced from 4 exons. Bases 1 to 1416 code for a protein of 471 amino acids.
AUGCAGCGGAUGCAGCGCGCGCCGCUGCAUUCGCGGCAUGCAGCCUCCGGCUUUGCAUCCGCAAACAGCCAGCUGCAGCGGCUGGUCGGACGGCCGGAAUGGCAUUGUCGGCAGCAGCACCGGCGACAGCUGGCGAGCGAGCGGGUGAGGCCUGCCGCGGCAGGAGCGCAAGCGGACGGCUCAGAGCCGCAGCCGCUGCGCCCGAAGGCGCAGGCCGCUGCGCCGGUGCAGCCGCAGGUGGUAGACGCGUCGGCGCCACAGGCCGGCGCAGGCACAGGUGCGGCGGGCCCCAACAACGGCCAGAGCUACAGCUCCUUCUACAAGACCCAGAACGCCCGGUGGAUCAGCAAUAACAACGGCAGCAGCAAUGGGAGCAACGGCGCCAAGCACGCGCCGCCCUCUCACAGCGCGGCGGCGGGGGCCGCGGAAGCGGCGGCGGCGGACGCGGCAGCAGUAGCAGCAGAGGGGGCGCCGGAGUCAAACGUGGAUGAUGCCCUAAAGAAGGCACAGGACGCGCUGGCUGCCGCGGAGACGUCCCUGGACGGCGCCGCCGGCGGCGAGGAGCAGGGCCUGCGCGAGGCGCUGCUGGCGCGCGCGCUCAAGGCAUGGCUGGUGGUGCGGCCGGCGGUGUUGGUGGGGACGCUGUCCGUAGCGCUGGUGGCGUCGCACGCGUUCGGGCUGGCGCUGCAGUGGGCGGCGGCGACGCUGACCGCGCUGGGCAUCGCAGCCUGGGGCCACCGCCGCGGCUCCCUCUCGCCGAGCGGCGCCGUCGCCGCGGCGACCGUGCUCUGCAACAGCGGCCUGCCCACCGUCCUCGCCGUUGCCUACGGCGCCCUGGCCGGCUGCCUCGACCUGCCCCUGGGCGCGCUGCCCGGCAUCGAGGCGUGGCGCGCCGACCUGCUGACGCUGCUGAUGGGCGGCUUCCUGGGGUACUACGCGUGCUGCUGCGGCGACACCUGGGCGUCGGAGCUGGGGGUGCUGUCGAGCGACACGCCGCGGCUCGUCACGACGCUGAAGCCCGUGCGGCGCGGCACCAACGGCGGCGUCACGCUGCUGGGGCUGAGCGCGAGCAUCGCGGGCGGCCUGUUCACGGGCGCGGUGUUCUACUUGGCGGCGGUGGUGUCGCCCACCCUCUGGGUGUUUGACCUUCAGCGCGCGGCUGCGGUGGCGCAGUGGCGCCUCAUCCCUCUCGGCCUCAUGGCGGGCCUCUUCGGCUCCCUGGUCGACUCGCUGCUCGGCGCCACAGUCCAGUUCACGGGAUAUGACGUGUCGCGACAGAAGAUCACGUCAAAGCCCGGCCCCGACGUCGUCCACAUCUCCGGGCUGCCCUUCCUGUCCAACAAUGCGGUCAACCUGGUCAGCGCGACGAUCACCAGCGCGCUCACCGCGCUCGCCGCGCUGCGCAUGUUCGCGUGA